AUGAAAAAUGACAAUCUAAUCUUUUCUGAAGCAAAGAUAAAUCAAUCAAAGCCUGGAAAGUUGAUUUUUUUCUUAAUUAAGCUUAUCUUCAUUGAUUAAACAAACACAAUAGUGAUGUAAUUUGAUUAAGUUUGAAUUAGUCAGAAAAUAUCUUAGUAUCUUGUGCAUAGUAAUAUGACCAAAUCAUCAUUUGGGAAAAAAUUAAGUAGAUUAAUUUUAAUCGAAACAUUUUGUUAAUAUGGAUAACAAUAUUAAUUAAAAAAAAUAUCAAUUUUUGUAAAUAAUAAAUUAUUAUUUAAUUAACUCAACUAUAAAUUUACAUUAUAGAGUGAUGGAUUCAGAGUUUAAUUUAUAAAAGAGAAUUAAUUUAUUUGGAUCCCUAGUAAUUAAGAUAUAAACAGAGUUUAUGUAUUUGAAUAAAAUGAUUGA
Messenger RNA from Paramecium pentaurelia, 429 nucleotides. NCBI's taxonomy places the organism in Eukaryota, Ciliophora, Oligohymenophorea, Peniculida, Parameciidae. The record is from the annotation of a GenBank genome assembly.